Messenger RNA from Colletotrichum orchidophilum, 2214 nucleotides. RefSeq names its product RNA-directed RNA polymerase. Bases 1 to 2214 code for a protein of 737 amino acids. The transcript has a single exon. Gene Ontology annotation, molecular function: RNA-directed RNA polymerase activity. Lineage: Eukaryota; Fungi; Ascomycota; Sordariomycetes; Glomerellales; Glomerellaceae. Gene Ontology annotation, cellular component: nuclear RNA-directed RNA polymerase complex. Gene Ontology annotation, biological process: siRNA processing. The record is from RefSeq and is a predicted model, not a curated record.
AUGCUCGACUGGCUCUUGCAGUUGGAUCGUAACAGUGACGAACCUUACCUUAAGCUCUUCACCCGCAUCCAACUUGGUCUCAGCAAAACGACAGUAGUAGCUUCUCUGGAUCAGAACCAGAUACGACACCGACAAGAAGAUAUCGUAUCGCCAAUCGGUGAAGUGAUGAAUGAUGGCGUUGGUCGCAUGUCACUGUUUCUUGCCCGCCAAAUCAGGGACGUCCUUGGUUUGAGCGACAUCCCUUCUGCGAUCCAGGGUCGUCUGGGCUCUGCCAAAGGCGUGUGGAUUAUAGACGUGGAAGACAGCGGAAGCGACAUCUGGAUAGAGACCUGGCCCUCGCAAAGAAAGUGGGACUGCGACUUCCUUCAACAAGAACAUCGGACACUGGAGAUCAAGCCCGUUGCUGCACAGCCUCGAUCCGCCAGCCUCAACAUUCAGUUCCUUCCCAUUCUAGAAAACCGUGCCAAAAACAAGCAGGCCAUGAGGAAGUUUGUGGGAGACAGGCUCCUAGACCAGCUCAGCGACGAAAUUGAAGCCCAGAAAGAUGCAAUCAAGCAUCCGCUGCGAUUUCGGCAAUGGGUAAACGAAAACCUCGCCGCCAGGACGCAGCAUUUGGCCCACGACAGCGUGCCGUUCCUUGCUGGGCUUCCUAAGUACAAAGAGGAUCAGCUCAAUUAUUUGACCGAUGGCGGCUUCGAACCAACCGAACAGAAAUUCAUGCAAAAUAUGAUAUGGGAGCUCCGGCGCGCAAAACGUGAAAAUCUGCUGAAGAAGAUGAGCAUCGAGAUUCCAGGCUCGGCGUACUUGUACAUGGUAAUCGACUUCUGGGACAUUCUGGAAGAGAACGAGGUGCAAAUAUGCUUUUCAUCUCCGUUCCGAACCGAACGCUUCUCAGACUUCAUGCUACACGGAUGUGAGGUUCUUGUCGCACGAUCUCCGGCGCACCUUGUCAGCGAUAUACAGAAGGUCAAGGCUGUCUUCAAGCCGGAAUUGCGCGCACUAAAAGACGUCGUCGUGUUUUCAGCAAAGGGAGACGUUGCGCUUGCCGACAGGCUUUCGGGCGGCGAUUACGAUGGAGACAGGGCUUGGGUGUGUUGGGAACCAGCUAUUGUGUCUAAUUUUGAGAAUGCCACUAUGCCGACAAAACCAGACAUUUCGAAGCAUCUCAGGAAGGAUACAAUAUCGUACGGAGACCUCAGUCAUGGAAUAAUCAAGUCUGUGGCAGCUUCGGCAAUGAUCAGUCGUGGCAUUACCUUUGACAUGCAACCCAGCUUCUUGGGAAUCGCAACCAAGUUCAAGGAACAACUCUGCUACAACAUGAACGACCUGAACAAUGAGCAGGCUCUCUUGUUGAGCGCACUUCUUGGUAGCCUGGUCGACCAGUCGAAGCAAGGAAUUGAGUUUACAGAGAGGGAUUGGCAUUUAUUCCGAGGACAGAUCUUAAAUGGUUGUGCAAUCCAGAAGAUGAAUAAACCGGCUUACGAACAAGAGAAUUGGACGAGAAAAUAUGGCCCCGUCCAUAUCAUCGAUUAUCUGAAGUUUUCGAUCGCCAAACCCGCUAUCGAAGAAGAAUUGCACAAGCUCGGCCGGGACAUGAACCUAAGUCCUAGUCCUAGCCGCGGAUUGGCAACUCUCCCGUCAAACGCUGAGGCGAUUCAAACAGCUGAGUAUUGGGACGCUGAUCUGGCAGAACCAUUCAAUGGAUUUAAAAGGCUAGCAUUAACAACUCCGGUGCUCAAGAACGUCUUGAGGAAUUUGGAUGAGGACUUGGACGCCAUCAAAAUGAAUUGGACUACUGAGAUGGCCGCGGUCAAAGAUGAAGACGAGCGUCCAGAUCUCAGUUUGGACGUCUUCAAAGAUUGGUGCGCUAUUAAGCCUCGGGCAGGUAAGGAGCUCGAUUCCUGGUUUGUGGCAAACCUGAAGCCAUCAUACACGCCCGAGGAGUUCUCCACGUGGGCUUUGAUCCGAGCCAGUGCCUCAUUCAAGUGCUGGUACCGGCACAAGCCGAAGCUGCUGUGGCGUAUGGCUGGCAUACAGUUACAGUUCAUCAAGUCAAUGGCUUCGCGUGGUGAAAUUCCUGUCGCCGUGGUACCGAGUAUGUAUGCGGCUCUGAGGCCUGACAGCAAAUUCAUCAGUCGGGCCGUUGCCCGAAUGAAGGAGGGAUUGAAGUAUCCCGGGGUUGAAAUUGAUGAUGAUAUCGCAGAGGACGCGUAA